Molecule: messenger RNA, 3641 nt
Organism: Labrus bergylta (ballan wrasse)
Lineage: Eukaryota; Metazoa; Chordata; Actinopteri; Labriformes; Labridae
Product: angiopoietin-related protein 7-like
Source: RefSeq, a predicted model, not a curated record
UUUGGUUUAGUUCUGCAUGUGAGUCCUCUUCUUUGUUUGUGACUAACCUUGACCCUGGUACACUUUAAAGGCCGACUGUGGACCAAGUCUGAGAAGCGUUUUAAAAAGAAGAAACUCUUCAAACACUUGUCAGACGUCUAGUUUUCUCUUUUAUUGAUAAUGUCUCUGGAUGACGUGUAAUGGGGACGUAAAUAUGUGUUUACAUUUUCAAUCAUUCGUACCUCCAUUAGCUGGGGGGGGUCCAGAUAAAUCCCGGAGACGCCCCUGCAUGAAGGAAGAGCUCAGCUUUAAGAAGAUCAGACAUCCGGAGCGAGCUUGGAGUAAAGCUGCUUCUCAUCAGCAUGGAAAGGAGCCAGUUAAAGACGCAUCCUAUGGGCCACUCUGAUUGGACGUUUGUCCAGCCACAUUAAACUAAAGGACCUCAGGGUUGGACCCAGAACAUGCUGGAGGGAACAUAGACCUCAUCAGGUCUGAAACCACCUCUAACUCCAGCAGGAGGAGGAGCAGGAGAACCGUGCUGUGACAUCUGAUGAGUCGGGCUACAGCCCGGCCCGGAUCCCUGCCAUCAUCUGCGUCAGUUACUGUUACUUAGAGCAACAUUUCUGUGAUCCUAUUAUAUGUAAUCUAUUACCUUCCAGCCAAUAGCUGCCAAUCCUCUCAGAGGAUUAUCAGGAUAAGAUGUCAUACCCGGUGCUGAGCACACACACCCACAUCCAAACAGUCUGCUGGCUGUCCUCGUACUUUUCCAUUCAGGAGGAGUCAGACCAGAGAUGAUGCUGGGACACACGAGGAGACAGGUACACUAUCAACUUUGUGUGUGAACUUUGACCUGAAUGAAACCUGUAACUCUUUCCUGUUUGGUUCUUUGGCAGAACUUCCACCUGUUGGUCCUUCAAAAUGAGAAUCAUCAGCUUGUUUCUCAGACGUUGUGCAUGGUGCAUUUAAGGACAUCAACAGGUCAAACACUCUGACCUGCUCAUAUUAGGUCCAAUGGUUUCUCUCAUGAUAUGUGGAUAUGAUCACCUCCUGAAGGUCUCUGUUCAUCAGCUGACUCUUUAACCGGAGACUGAGGAGGAUCCUGAAGGAACCAACAUGAAGGGUUUUAAUGGAUCCUGGUUUGACAUUUUCCUACAGUAUGAUUUCUUCAUGCUGGUCUCUUAGAAAUCCAUCCAGACUUUGUUUCAGCUCUUCAACAACAACUUGUUUCAGGUGAUUGAACCAUUGUGUCUGAACCUUUGACCUGGCGAAGACUUGUCAGGAUCUGGUCUGGGUUUGAAUCUGGAUUCACAGGAUCAGAAUCAUCACCUUAACUGGACCAAAGGAGAGCAAGACUUUCACUGCUCUCCUCUAAACCAGUCCCCAAAACACGCUCUGAUGAUUGGAGCAGCUGAAGCUCCUCCACAGAGACGUGUUCGGGAUGAUUCAGAGGUUGACGGGGUCAGACUGGUUUGUGUUAACGUCACAAAAACUCUGGACCUCUUUGUGCCAUCAUGCCUGACCCUGAAGGUGCAGAAACUUAAGGUGCAAACACUGAUUCUCCGUUGGACGUCACUCUGAGCUGCUUUGGAUAAAAGUCAACGAAGGAGGAGAGAGACUGAGUGUCCAGAAUGAAGUGGACGUUUGUUUUACUGACCUGGUGGUGGUUCCAGCUCGUUUCUGGAGACUUUGCUGCCACUGAUGAACUCUCCGACGUUCGGCAUGAUGCAGAUGUUCCCUCACACACACUCACAGACACACACUCUGAUGUCCAACACGAUGCAGAUGUUCCCUCACACACACUCACAGACACACACUCAGAUGUUCAACAGGAUGCAGAUGUUCCCUCACACACACUCACAGACACACACUCAGAUGCAUCCGACAUGAACUUCCAAACAGGCAGAGAUGUCCAGGACACUAACUGGGACCUUCCAGACAUCCACAAGGACAACUAUGAGGACGCUGACUGGCAUCCUACGUCCACCCUCCGGGAAACGCACCACGACCUGCACCCCGAUGCUCCACCUGUGAUGCGCAGCAUCAACGUGGGUGUUGGAGAAAGCACCAACCAGAGUCUAACGGAACAGUGCGGCGAGUACAGCAGCCAGCUGACAUCUAGCGGUCAGUGUCAGCUGACGGCCACGCUGCCUCCCGUGACAGGGGGACCAUCCCAGAAACGCUGCCCGGAUAUGUUCCGCUGCACAGACGACAUCUCUUAUUGGCUGCACGAGAACCAGAACAGAAAAGAACAGCUGGAUGAGCUGAGGGAGACGAUGUCAGAGCUGCAGGAAGAGCUGAGGAACCACCGGCAUCGAGUGAAGGCACUGGAGCUGCAGAGUGAAGAAAAUGUGACUUCAGUCCAGACUCUUGAACCACGGCUACAUGCCCUGGAGUUACGUCAGGCUAAGAUGGACACGCUGCUGCAUGUGCACGCCGCGCUGCUGUCCGAGCUGCAGGCUCAGCUCGGUAACCUGUCAGCGACUGUGCAGCGAAUUAGCCUGAACACGGGCUGCAAGAUCAACGUCAUCAGAACAACGUCACUGCUCAACAUGCGGGACACGCUGCCACCAGAUGGAGCACACCUGUCUCUUUGUCCGUCAGACUGUGCGUCUCUGUAUCAUAACGGUGUGCGGCGCUCUGGUGUGUACAGCAUCGUCUUGUCUCCGGGUUCCUCCAGGCCUGUCUACUGUGACAUGGAGACAGAGGGCGGCGGCUGGACGGUGCUACAGCGACGGCGUGACGGCUCGGUUAGUUUUAACCGUGGCUGGUUGGAGUACCGAGAAGGUUUCGGUGAGCCGCGAGGAGAACACUGGCUGGGAAACCAACAGCUUCACCUGCUGUCCAACCAGGGACACUACAGUCUGCGUAUUGACCUGCAGGACUGGAGCAACGCCCACAGACACGCCCAGUACCGCACCUUCAGGAUCGACGAUGAGGAGAACCAUUACCGCCUUCAUGUGUCUGGUUUCAACGGUACGGUGAAGGACUCGUUCAGUUGGUACCAUGACCAGCAGAGCUUCAGCACACCAGACACGGGAAACAUCUGCGCUGAGAUCAGCCACGCGGGCUGGUGGUACCAUCAGUGUUUCUACGCCAACCUCAACGGAGUCUACUACAAGGGGGGGCACUACUCUCUGAAAGCUCAGAACCUGCUGGGACCGGACGGCAUCGUGUGGUUCUCCUGGAAAGAAUCAGACUUUUACUCUCUGAAGGCGGUCACCAUGAUGAUACGACCCAGCAACUUCAGACCCGGCCUGUCGCCAUAGUGAUGGAGUGUUUAUCACCAUGGCAACGAGAACAGCAAUCUGAGGCUUUGCUAGGCAUUUCUUCGCACUGUAGUGAUGACACAUUCACAUCUGAACCAAAUAUGUUUUUAUCUGCUGCUGAACGAAGAACAGAACUUUUUUAAACAUUCAUUUUAUUUGAGGCCUUGAAGAAACAUGCUCCCUUAGUAACCAGGAAAAAUCACACUCACGAGUUCUUGAUCAACUCCAGAAUUCGAGGCGUCUGGAACAUGAUGCUCUGAUUGGACGCAGUGGAGAACAGAAGCAAACGUUGGGUUGAAUGUGGUACAUUUGAUCAGCUCACAUUUGUACAUUAAUUUAUUUAUAAAUUGUAGAAAUAGGAGUAAAAAAAUGUUCUUUCUUUUCUGUGAUUAAACA